Drosophila arizonae is the source of this 1487-nucleotide messenger RNA. RefSeq names its product 1-Acylglycerol-3-phosphate O-acyltransferase 1 (gene Agpat1). Gene Ontology annotation, molecular function: 1-acylglycerol-3-phosphate O-acyltransferase activity. Gene Ontology annotation, biological process: phosphatidic acid biosynthetic process. The record is from RefSeq and is a predicted model, not a curated record. Gene Ontology annotation, cellular component: endoplasmic reticulum; membrane. NCBI's taxonomy places the organism in Eukaryota, Metazoa, Arthropoda, Insecta, Diptera, Drosophilidae.
UUUUUUCGCCGCCGCAGAGUAAGCACGUCGGUAACGGAAAUUCUCGUCAAAGUUUUUCGCGCUCUACGUUUUAACGGCGACCGGUCGUCGUCGCCGUCGCUGCCAACACUGUCAAGCGCAGCGGCGUCGCAUCAAGCAAAAACCUGAGAGCAGUGUUACCCAUAAAAGAGCGAAGACUGCACCGCCGUGCUGCCCUAAGUGUCGCGCAAUAACGGCAACAUACGAAAGAAAGAAGCAACAGAACUGAGCUAGAGCAAAUAAAUCAAGUGGAAGUACAAGGGAUUGCGAGCAUAUUGCAGACUGGCUACACACACACAUCCGCAGUCCCAUACACUCACACGCUCACCUACACAGACUGAGUCAGGCUCACAAUGAGCUCGUAUCUGGAACUGUUCGGACUGUUCGUGCUGCUGAUGUUGCCCUUUCUGUACGAGACGAAUCACAUAUUUCGCUAUUAUUUCAAGUUCAUGAUAUACUAUGGAAUCGUCUCCAUCAAUGCGAUCAUAUUGAUACCGGCAUUUCUCACACGGCCCUGUGAUGUACGCAAUUUACUCUGGGCUAGCACCUGGUGUCAUCGUGUCACAGCUUUGAUUGGACUGCGCUGGGAGCUGCGAGGCAAGGAGCAUCUGGAGAAGGAUCGCGCAUGCAUUAUCGUGGCCAAUCAUCAGAGCUCGCUGGAUGUGCUGGGCAUGUUUAAUAUCUGGCAUGUGAUGAACAAGUGCACGGUGGUGGCCAAGCGGGAGCUGUUCUACGCCUGGCCCUUCGGACUGGCUGCCUGGUUGGCCGGGCUCAUAUUCAUCGAUCGGGUGCGCGGCGAGAAGGCACGCGACACGUUGAACGCCGUCAAUCGUCGUAUCAAGGAGCAACGCAUUAAGCUAUGGGUAUUCCCGGAGGGUACGCGCCGCAACACGGGUGAACUGCAUCCGUUCAAGAAGGGCGCCUUUCACAUGGCCAUCGACCAGCAGAUACCCAUACUGCCGGUUGUCUUCAGCUCCUACUGCACAUUCCUCAAUGACAAGAAGAAGAUAUUAAAUGCCGGCCGGAUAGUGAUAACCACGCUGCCGCCGGUUAGCACCGAGGGCCUGACCAAGAACGACAUCGAUCAGUUAAUGGAGCGCGUGCGUAGUCAAAUGAUCGAGACCUUCAAACUCACCUCCGCGGAGGUGCUGCAGCGCUACAAGCCCCACAAGCCCAUUACCCCAACGGUGGUCAAUGGCGCCGAGGCUGUGGCAGCCGCUGUCGCCAACAGCUCCGGCUACGCGCAGCUGCAUGCGGCCAGUGCCUCCUACGAGACGUACAAGAGCAGCGCCAGCGGCAAGGCGCCCAUGCUGAAGACCCUGUAGGUCUCUCUCUUUCUAUAAAUAUAUAUGUAUAUAUAUAUAGCAUAUAUAUAUGUAUAUAUAGAUGGGUGCCUAGCAAUACUUUACUUAUGACAUGCACGAUCGAGACUUUCUUCUUAGGCAACACACAUACCAAAAAAAAAAAAA